Molecule: messenger RNA, 369 nt
Organism: Amoebophrya sp. A25
Lineage: Eukaryota; Dinophyceae; Syndiniales; Amoebophryaceae
Source: the annotation of a GenBank genome assembly
GUACAAGACUCAGCAUCAGUUUCACUGCUUGAUGCUCCUUCAAGAACUUCUAGCUCUUCCCUUCCUGCGUUUUCUAAAAGAAAGAGGAGGAAACUGGAAGCAGAGGCAUUGCGUCUAAAUCAAGGUGGUAGUGGUGGUACAACCUCGUCGUCAUCUAAUAAGAACAACUCUACUCCUGAGGACGAAAUCAAAGGAAAGGUCAAGGUCACACUGACUGAUGGGGUUCAGCUCGGUGCGGAGCUUUUAGUAGGAGCAGACGGGAUUUUCUCGACCGUGCGUCGCCAAAUGCAACUUCCCGGUGAUAGGUUGAACUACGUGGGUCUCAUAGUCGUCCUCGGCAUAGUAGAGGAUACGACGACCACUUCAUCU